CGUGUUGUUAUUAAUUCUGGUCAUUGUCGCACAAGAAUGCAAAUCCCAAUUAGGCAAGCAUAAUUUCCACCUUACUAUACUUCUCUACUUACUGAAACUAAACAUUCCCCUGUAGAACCUUAUCACCAUAUGGCUCUUUCACUAUUCUUCAUAUAAUUAACUUAACGUGUGUGUUUUGUCUCUUAAUUAAAAUAAAUAAUUAAGAAAUUAUCUUUACAAUAACUUUGUAAACGGAAGCAAAGUCUUCUCAUCAUUACAUCAUCGCAUAGCCAACUAGCAACUAGCCAUGAAAGAACUCCCGUCUCGGUUAGGUAUACAACAACCAAAUGUUUUAGAUGUUACUGGAACCAUCGUUAUGAUGGAUGAAGGGAUUGCUGAAGAUGAUAUCUCAUCUAUGAAACGUUCAGUAAAUGGAAUCAUCUUAAAUCCUCAACCUCAUGAUAGUCCUAAUGAUCCAUUAAAUUGGCCUAUAUGGAAACGAGAUUUAUGUCUUUUUAUUAUUGGAUUUCAAAGUUUUUUAGGAGGUGGUCAAUCACCUAUUUUGGCUGCUGGUAUGAGUACAUUAGUUAGUGAAUUUAAUAAACCUUUGGCAACUAUAUCUUAUUUAGUUGGAGGAUUUAUGUUAUCAUUAGGAGUUGGAUCAGUUUUCGCAAGUCCAACGGCAGUUUUAUAUGGUAAAAGAUUGGUUUAUUUAAUAGGGAUAUUAUUAUUUUUAGUUGGAUCUAUUUGGGCAGCUAAUGCUAAUUCAUUUGGAACUCUUAUGGGAGCAAGAGUUAUAACUGGUAUAGGAGCUUCUCCAACAGAAUGUUUACCAAGUUCAACAAUUGCAGAAAUUUAUUUUGCUCAUGAAAGAGCUUAUAGAGUAGGAAUUUAUACAAUGUUAUUAUUAGGAGGUAAAAAUAUAAUUCCUUUAUUAUCGGGAUUAGUUUUCCAAUAUUUAGAUAGAAAUUGGUUAUUUUGGAUUCAAAGUAUGUUUUUAGGUGCAACUCUUGUAUUAACUUUCUUAUUUGUUCCAGAUACCUUUUGGGAUAGAUCUCCUACACCUAAUAAAAGAUCUCAAGAAGAAACAGAAGCAGCAAUGAAAGUUAAAAAUUAUCAUCCACCAUCUCAAAGACCAAAUGCAUUUGCUUUACAUAGACCAUCACAAUUUGAUGUAUUAGAUAUUGAGAGUCUUUCAUCUUCAAUUGCAAAUUAUACUGCUCCACAAGGUUUUAAUUCUAAUCCUGUUGGAAUUGAUAAUCCAACUGAUGAAUUCCCUAAUCAAACUCAAAGUCAACCUCAACAGCGUAAUUCAUUCAUUAAAGAUAUGUCACUUUAUUCUGGAAGACAUAGUAUAGAUAGUUGGUGGAUGGUAUUAUUACGACCAUUCUUUUUAUAUACAUAUCCUUCAGUAUUAUUUGGAUCUUUUAUAUAUUGUUUUGCAGUGGUUUGGUUAAUUGUUAUUUCAGAAACUAUUUCAGAAAUCUUUAGAGGAGAAGGUUAUAAUUAUAGUCAACAAACUGUUGGAUUAUUUUAUAUAUCACCAUUUAUUGGAAGUAUUUUUGGAUCUUUAUCAGCUGGUUUGAUAAGUGAUAGAUUAAGUAGAUAUAUGGUAUCAAAAAAUAAAGGAAUUUAUGAACCUGAAUUUAGAUUAAUUAUGAUUAUACCUUCAACAUUUUUUAUUGCCUUAGGUUUAAUGGGAUUUGGUUGGUCUUCACAAGUUAAAGAUCUUUGGGUAGGACCUAUAAUAUUCUUUGGAAGUGUUGGAUUUGGAUGUUCAAUGGCAAGUACAACUGCCAUAACUUUUACAGUAGAUUCAUAUAAGAUGUUUGCUGCUGAAUCAUUAGUUUCACUUAAUUUUUUAAAAAAUUUAGUGGGAUUUAUAUUUUCUUUAUUUAAUAAUAAUUUUAUUAAUUCUCAUGGUCAACGUACAGCAUUUAUUACUUAUGGAUCAGUUCAAAUAUUUCUUAGUUUAUUUGCUAUUCCAUUAUAUAUUUAUGGUAAAAGAUUAAGAAGUUGGACUGAUGAUAAUGAGUUAUUAGCAAUGUUAUAUCAUAUAGAUAAUGCACCAAAUACGAGUCAAAAGGCUCGAUCUCAAAAUACUGAACAAACUCAAGAUAUAACAGAUGAUAAAGAUAAUAAUAUCAUUAAUAAUUUAAGUCCAAAUCGAACAAAAUCUGAUGAUAAUACUCCUGAAAAGGUUAAUGGAAAUUCUCCAGAUUCAAGAUCUACUUGUAUUUGAAAUAACAUAUAUAUUUGUACUUGAUUGUUUUUAUUUAUGUCUAUAAUUUUUAAUUCUAUCUAAUUUCUAUAUCCAUGUUAGGAUUGAAUUAUC
Molecule: messenger RNA, 2314 nt
Organism: Scheffersomyces amazonensis
Lineage: Eukaryota; Fungi; Ascomycota; Pichiomycetes; Serinales; Debaryomycetaceae
Gene: HOL4
Product: Hol4p
Exons: 1
Coding region: 287-2221 (644 amino acids)
Biological process (GO): transmembrane transport
Cellular component (GO): plasma membrane
Molecular function (GO): transmembrane transporter activity
Source: RefSeq, a predicted model, not a curated record